Lactuca sativa (garden lettuce) is the source of this 1565-nucleotide messenger RNA. It is a transcript of the gene APE2, whose product is annotated as Glucose-6-phosphate/phosphate translocator-like protein. The record is from RefSeq and is a predicted model, not a curated record. Gene Ontology annotation, cellular component: membrane. Gene Ontology annotation, molecular function: transmembrane transporter activity. Gene Ontology annotation, biological process: transmembrane transport. Lineage: Eukaryota; Viridiplantae; Streptophyta; Magnoliopsida; Asterales; Asteraceae.
ACUGAUUGCUACUCCUGAGAGCAAGCAAGAUAACAUCCCCUGUUCCUUCUGUUACAUGGACACCAGCCAUCACAAGCCACAGGUAGUAGACUAGUAGCCCGACACCAUUACCAACCAUUUUCUCUCUAUAAUGGAGUCUCGAGUCCUGUCCUACGGGGCCACCGCCACCACCGUCGCCGGCGGCAUUCCCAGGCUCACCAAACCGGCGGCCAGGCUCAACACCGUCGCCGUCUCAUUCCCAGCCAGGCUCAAUGCCGACGGAGGUAAUCUCGUUUGCGGAAGGCAGCUUCGUCCGAGCUUACUACUAAACCUCGAUCACUCCUCCGCCUCCGCCGUGCCGCUGCUUACAUCGACGGCGAAGCGUGAUGUUCUCAAACCGUGUUCCGCCACUGCUAGCGAUUCCGCCGGUGAUGCUGCUCCGGUCGGAUUCUUGGCGAAGUAUCCGUUUCUGACAACCGGAUUUUUCUUCUUCAUGUGGUAUUUUCUGAAUGUGAUCUUCAACAUCCUGAACAAGAAAAUCUACAAUUACUUCCCAUAUCCCUAUUUUGUCUCAGUCAUACAUUUGGCUGUUGGAGUGGUUUAUUGUCUUGGUAGUUGGAGUGUUGGUCUACCCAAAAGAGCUCCAAUAGACUCGAACCUUUUGAAGCUUCUUAUUCCUGUGGCUGUAUGUCAUGCUCUUGGCCAUGUCACAAGCAAUGUCUCAUUUGCAGCUGUCGCUGUCUCAUUCACCCACACAAUCAAAGCGCUUGAACCGUUCUUCAAUGCUUCUGCUUCUCAAUUUAUCCUUGGACAGUCGAUUCCCAUAACUUUAUGGCUAUCUUUGUUACCCGUUGUACUUGGUGUAUCAAUGGCAUCAUUAACUGAGCUGUCAUUCAACUGGCUAGGGUUUAUCAGUGCCAUGAUUUCCAACAUCUCCUUCACUUACAGGAGUAUUUACUCAAAGAAAGCCAUGACUACUAUGGACUCUACCAACUUGUACGCCUACAUUUCCAUCAUUGCCCUCUUUGUCUGUAUUCCACCUGCCAUAAUUUUGGAGGGACCACAACUUCUAAAGCAUGGGUUUAGUGAUGCAAUUGCUAAAGUUGGUAUGACUAAGUUUGUAUCUGAUCUCUUUUGGGUUGGAAUGUUCUAUCAUCUCUACAAUCAGCUUGCAACCAACACGCUUGAAAGGGUGGCACCUCUCACGCAUGCAGUUGGGAAUGUGUUAAAACGAGUGUUUGUCAUUGGUUUCUCAAUCAUUAUCUUUGGUAACAAGAUUUCAACACAAACAGCCAUCGGUACAUCCAUUGCCAUUGCUGGUGUGGCAAUUUACUCGGUAGUCAAGGCCAAGAUAGAAGAGGAGAAACGGAAUCCGAAGACAGCAUGAGGGUGAAAGUGGCAAAGGGCAUGAGGGAAGGAAUGCAAUUUAAUUACUUGGUAGCAAAUUUGCUACAAAUGUGAAGUAUUUUUUUUAUCUUAUUUGUGCGUCUAUGAGAAUAAACAAACUAGACUCCAAUAAUGUAUCAUUCUAUAUCUCUUUUACUAUUAUUAAUAUAUAUAUUUCUAACUCUCAUGAGUUUAGAGGA